Messenger RNA from Saprolegnia diclina VS20, 1716 nucleotides. RefSeq lists its product as hypothetical. Gene Ontology annotation, cellular component: membrane. Gene Ontology annotation, biological process: transmembrane transport. Lineage: Eukaryota; Oomycota; Saprolegniomycetes; Saprolegniales; Saprolegniaceae. Gene Ontology annotation, molecular function: xenobiotic transmembrane transporter activity; antiporter activity. The record is from RefSeq and is a predicted model, not a curated record. The coding region runs from base 9 to 1526 and encodes 505 amino acids. The transcript has 2 exons.
CGCACACGAUGGCAGAGUUCUCGGCCCGGCACGAGGUCAAGGCCCUGGCGCGCCUCGCGACGCCGAUCCUCUUCUCGAACCUCGCCAUGUUUGGCAUGUCGAUGGCGGUCUUGAUGGCGGCGGGGCACCUCGGGUCGGCGCAACUCACGGCCGUCGCGUACGCCCAAAUGCUCUUUGACAUCACCAUUCUCGUCUUCGCGUCCGGCUUCAUUUCGGGGCAAGCAGCGCUGUCGGCCCAAGCCUUUGGCGCUGGCAACCUACCGCUCGUUGGCCGCUACUGCCAAAUGAACUGCAUUUGCAUCACGCUGGCGUGCAUUCCCAUUGGCAUCCUCUGGUGGUUUACCGGCGACUUUUUGCGCGCCGGUGGCAUCUCGGACGAGACGGUGCGCUUUGCGAGAGAGUACGCUCACUACUCGACGCCGUGGCUCUUCCCGCGCCUCAUCUUCCAGGUCCUCAGCGUCUACUUCAAGUCGAUGCAAAACGUGCUGCCCGCAGCGAUCUUUGCCGUGACGUUCACCGUGCUGCACGCCGGCCUCGUUGUCCUUUUGGUCUUUGGACUUCCGUCGACGGGCUUUGUGGGCUACGGCCUCGUUGGAGCGCCGCUGGCACUGACGCUGACGCACUAUGGCCGCACGAUCGCGUACAUUGCUUACAUGUUUGGGUACAAGAAGCACCAUGCUUCGUCGUGGAACUGGGCGGUGCGCGGUCUCAGCCCGCGACUCUACUUGGUGCCGAUGCUGCGCGUCGGGGGGCCGCUCGCCCUCGGCAUGCUCGUCGAGAACCUCCAGCUCCAAACCAUGGCGGUGUUUGCCGCCAUGACGAGCGAGGUCGACCUCGGUGCCAACAACUCGAUGCUCAACCUCAUCUUCUUUCUCACGUCGCCCAUCUUUGGCAUGAUGGACGGCGGCGCGACGCGGAUCGCCAUGCACUUGGGCGCUGGCCAGGCACACGCCGCGCGCGCCACGAGUCACUUGGUCUUUUACGGUAUUUUCGGCAUCUGCGUCCUCAUCGUGGUGCCGUGGCUCUGCGCGCGGUCCUCGAUCGGGCGCAUCUUCUCGUCCGACGAAACAGUCGUCCAGAGCAUGACGACCAUCAGCACCUUGGCCGCCGCGGGCUACAUCAUCAUGUCGCUCUUCUAUUACGCUAUGGCAACGCUGCAAGCACAGGCCCGAACACUCCCAAUCAUGGUCUCGUUCCUCGUCGGCGCUUGGAUCGUUGGCGUGCCACUGGCGUACGUUUUGGAUUUCCCCGUCAACCUCGGUCUCCUCGGCAUCUGGAUCGGCAUGUCUGUUGGCUACAUCGUCACGACGGUGCUCGGCGUCUACUUUACAUCCAAAUCGGACUGGCCAGAGGAGGCCAAGAAAGCUGUCGAGCGGAGCGCCGUCAAAUGCAGCAGUUUAGAGCCGGCAAGCGCUGCUGCGCUGGAGGAAGGCUACGCUGGGAUCGCCGACAGCCCCGUCGAUGCGACGACAACGCUUGCGCGCGACGCCACGAGUAACGCGCCGUCUCUCCAUCGACCCACAUAGUCGCGUCGGAGAAGGCAAAUGCAAUCACCACUUUUGUCGAGAAUCGUCUUGAUGCGACGUUGCGAGCGCCGAGUAUCGAAGGUAAAUCAGUAACCAAAGGUGGGGGGACGUGCUAGUCAUGGGCUGCGAUCGGGAAGGUCCCUCUACGGUGUGUAUUUUGUAUUUACGCGGCUUUUUGCUCGAGUUCCCA